Racocetra fulgida is the source of this 168-nucleotide messenger RNA. The record is from the annotation of a GenBank genome assembly. Lineage: Eukaryota; Fungi; Glomeromycota; Glomeromycetes; Diversisporales; Gigasporaceae.
UUACAAUUUGAGUUAACCGAACAGUCAGAAUUACUUGACCAAUUUGACCAUGUUGAAUAUGUUAAACAAUCAGAACAGUCUAAUUCAAAUAAGAUUUACAAUACAUUUGUUGAAAAUUCUGUAAAUGCACCUGCCAUUUUAAUUAAAGAAUUAAUACCACCUACAAAA